AUGAAACGAGCGUCAACGCAUGUCAAGGUGGAUGGUAGGCAGCCACCGGUUCCUCAAACCCGGCACUCAAUCUCCUCAACUGACAAUGCUGAUUUUUGGCGCUCAACAGAAUCCCCGGAACGUAUCGUCAUCCUUGGUUCCGGUUGGGCAGGAUAUGCCCUCGGACGCAAGCUCAACCCCCGAACCUGCAAGAGCAUCCUCAUCUCUCCGCGUUCACACUUCGUCUUCACGCCCCUGCUAGCCUCCACUGCCGUCGGCACACUCGAGUUCCGCACCGCCAUCGAGCCCGUCCGGAGGCUCGGCCUGGCCGAGUUCCACCAGGCCUGGGCGUCGGACAUUGACUUUCAGCGCAAGGUCGUUCGCGUCGAGGCCAACACCCAGGGCGACGUCGGCGCCGUCACGGGCGUCACGCUGACCAAGGGCACCAAGACCGAGACCGAGUUCGAGGUGCCGUACGACAAGCUUGUACUGGCCGUCGGCUGCUACAGCCAGACGUUUGGCAUCGAGGGCGUCGUGGAGCACGCCUGCUUUCUCCGCGACAUCGGCGACGCCCGCAUCAUUCGCCUUCGCGUUCUCGGCGCCUUCGAAAAGGCAUCCCUCCCGACGACCUCUGACGACGAGAGGGCGAAGCUGUUGCACUUUGCCAUCGUAGGCGGCGGGCCGACGGGCAUCGAGUUCGCCGCCGAGCUGCACGACCUCAUUCGCGACGAUCUCGCCCGGCUGUUUCCCCAGCUCAUGCCCUUCGUGGCCAUUACCAUCUACGACAUCGCGCCCAAGGUGCUGCCCAUGUUCGACCAGAACCUGGCCAAAUACGCGACCGACAUGUUCCGCCGGCAGGGUAUCCGCGUCAAGACGGAGCACCAGCUCGAGCGGAUCCGGCGCGAGGGCGACCACCUGAUGCUGCGAAUCAAGGAGGAGACGGCCGAGGUGGGCGCCGGCGUCGUCGUCUGGAGCACGGGACUGAUGCAGAAUCCGCUGACGGGAAAGCUCGUCGGCCGAGACCUGACGGGCAUCGGGAGGAUCGCCAAGGACAGCAGGACGGGCGGCUUCGUCACCGAUCAGCACAUGCGAGUGCAGGUGCAGCUUCGGGGGGACUCUGGCGACAACGGCAAGACCGUCACGCUUCCGGACGUCUACGCCGUCGGCGACUGCGCCGCCGUUCAGGGGCGAAGCUACCCGGCCACGGCGCAGGUCGCCAGCCAGCAGGCGGCGUACCUCGCAAAGCAGCUCAACCUCGACAGCGGCGGCCGACGACACGGGGAGGCCAAGGGGCGAGCGGCCUUUACCUUUCGCAACCUCGGCAGCAUGGCCUAUCUCGGCAGCUGGCGGGCCAUCCAUCAGAGCAGCGCAGACGAGCUCAAGGGUCGGGCCGCUUGGAUCCUCUGGCGCACGGCGUAUCUGACCAAGAGCAUGAGCGUGCGGAACAAGAUCAUGAUUCCCGUCUACUGGUUUAUCACCUGGGUCUUUGGCCGCGAUAUUUCGAGAUUUUAG
This is a messenger RNA of Drechmeria coniospora, 1491 nucleotides long. RefSeq lists its product as uncharacterized. The coding region runs from base 1 to 1491 and encodes 496 amino acids. The record is from RefSeq and is a predicted model, not a curated record. NCBI's taxonomy places the organism in Eukaryota, Fungi, Ascomycota, Sordariomycetes, Hypocreales, Ophiocordycipitaceae. The transcript has a single exon. Gene Ontology annotation, molecular function: NADH dehydrogenase activity.